Messenger RNA from Musa acuminata subsp. malaccensis (wild Malaysian banana), 1291 nucleotides. RefSeq names its product probable sugar phosphate/phosphate translocator At3g11320. Lineage: Eukaryota; Viridiplantae; Streptophyta; Magnoliopsida; Zingiberales; Musaceae. Gene Ontology annotation, molecular function: antiporter activity. The record is from RefSeq and is a predicted model, not a curated record. Gene Ontology annotation, cellular component: Golgi apparatus.
CCACCCUCACUGCCUCACCCCUCUGAAACCCCAAUCUCCCCUCCUCCUCCCCAUCCAAGGACCGAUCGAAUCGGUCCGGAUCCACCGAUCCGGACCAGCGCAGGAGGAGCGGAGGGGAGGGGGAGAGGGAGAUGAGCGCGAAGGUGGCCCUGUCGCCGGCGCUGGCGACCGGCCGGUUCUUCACCAUCGGACUCGUCACUGCCUGGUACUCCUCCAACAUCGGCGUGCUCCUCCUCAACAAGUACCUGCUGAGCAACUACGGGUUCAAGUACCCCAUCUUCCUCACCAUGUGCCACAUGACGGCCUGCUCCCUCCUCAGCUACGUCGCCAUCGCUUGGCUCAAGCUUGUGCCCAUGCAGGCCAUCCGCUCCCGCCUCCAGUUCCUCAAGAUCGCGGCGCUCAGCCUCGUCUUCUGCGGGUCGGUGGUCAGCGGGAACGUCUCGCUCCGGUACCUCCCCGUCUCCUUCAACCAGGCGGUCGGCGCCACCACGCCUUUCUUCACGGCCGUGCUUGCUUACCUCAUGACUCUCCGGCGGGAGUCCUGGAUCACGUACAUUACCCUCGUACCAGUCGUCACAGGUGUUAUUAUUGCCAGUGGGGGUGAGCCAAGUUUUCACUUGUUUGGAUUUAUUAUGUGCAUUGGUGCUACCGCUGCUAGGGCACUAAAGUCAGUGCUGCAAGGAAUUUUGAUGUCUUCUGAGGGGGAAAAGCUUAAUUCUAUGAAUCUCCUCCUAUAUAUGGCUCCGAUAGCAGUAAUUUUCCUACUUCCUACAACACUCAUAAUGGAGGAUAAUGUAGUUGGCAUCACAUUGGCACUCGCGAAAGAGGACUUCAAGGUUAUCUGGUACCUCCUGUUCAAUUCCGCUUUGGCGUAUUUCGUGAACUUGACCAAUUUCCUGGUCACAAAACAUACCAGUGCUUUGACCCUGCAGGUGCUUGGGAAUGCCAAAGGAGCAGUGGCCGUGGUCAUCUCAAUUUUGAUAUUUAGGAACCCAGUAUCUUUUACAGGGAUGGCUGGCUACACCCUUACAGUCGUCGGCGUCAUUCUUUACAGUGAAUCUAAAAAGCUCAGCAAAUAGGGUGUUUCAGCAACACAUCUCAAAUUAAUGUUUAUUUUUAUUUCUUUGAAAUCUUCGGUAGGUUCCGUCAGAGAUUUUGUUGUAUACUUUGAAUCGGGAGGUGGCGUCCGUUCUCCCUCAUUUACUGUAAGAAUCAUUUACACUCGACUAUUUUUUUUUAUUGUUCAAAUUUUCUUGUUUUAGUGUAAUGAAUCAAAUAUAUUUUAUGAACA